CGUUUUAACAUUACCAGAAGCUCAAGCAUAUGCCAAACGUCAUGGUCCAAAUUGGGAAGCACACGAAGCAGACAUUACGGGUCCAAAUGGAAAACCUGA
Trichomonas vaginalis G3 is the source of this 99-nucleotide messenger RNA. RefSeq lists its product as uncharacterized. NCBI's taxonomy places the organism in Eukaryota, Parabasalia, Trichomonadida, Trichomonadidae. The transcript has a single exon. The annotation marks the transcript as partial. The record is from RefSeq and is a predicted model, not a curated record.